AUGAUAUUUUCAAUUUUCAAAUUUCCUUUUGGCACAAUAUAAUCAAAUUUCCCAAAGCUUUCAUUCAAAGUGUUAGAUUUUUAAACAAUGAAGGAAAGAAAUCCAACACUUAUUUCUGACUCUGAUAUAUAAACAUUAUGUAAGAUGCAUUCAUUGAAUGCAACAUGGAAAAUAGUAAAUUAUUUAGAAAUAAUAGACUCCAUAAAAAUUAUAUAGAGAAAUCAAGUUUAAUAAUUUUAAGGAAGCAUUUUCCUUCAUGAAUUAAGUUGCUAUAUUUUCAGAACAAAUAGAUCGUAUUAUAAUAUUCUAAUCUUAGAUCAUCCUGAUUGGGAAAAUGUAUAUAAUUUAGUUAAGAUUAAUUUGAAUACUCAUGAUAUUGGAGGAAUUUCUAUUAAAGACAUUUUCUUGGCUUAUGCAAUAGUAAUAAUUUAUUUUAUUAUGUAGGAUACAAUAGCUAUGAAUGUAAGAGUGAAAUCAGCAGAAUCAACUAAUGACACUCGUAUUUUGGAAGUAGCAAAAAUUGCAGAAUCUUGGAAUUUAAAUUUUGAUCAAUUUCAUAGAAUGAUUGAAACAGAUUCUAGAUAAAUAUGAAUAUUUUAUAUUAAUAUGAUGA
Messenger RNA from Paramecium primaurelia, 613 nucleotides. The record is from the annotation of a GenBank genome assembly. NCBI's taxonomy places the organism in Eukaryota, Ciliophora, Oligohymenophorea, Peniculida, Parameciidae.